GAUCGACGAGUUAUAUGAUUACUUUGGAACAAAACUAAUCUCAUCGGUUUGGUAUCCAAAAUAUCGAAGUAUGGCUAUCCCCGCUUAAACCAGGAGCUGAACCAUGUGCCAACCCGUUUUAAUGUCUAAGUUUGAUAUUAUAAAUAAGAAGAUCUCCUUCCAUCUUUGGUCGUGUUGUUUCAGAAAAGAAAAGGGAUUCGAAACUUCUCUCUACUUCUUCCUUUGAUUGGUUUGAUUAUUUUUGUGUUCCUCUUAGAAUGACUAAGCUUUGGACUUUCCUCUCUGCUCUUCAUUCCAUAGCUGGUCCUGUGGUGAUGCUGCUUUAUCCGUUAUAUGCGUCGGUGCUAGCAAUAGAGAGCCCAUCAAAAGCAGAUGAUGAGCAGUGGCUUGCCUAUUGGAUUCUCUACUCUUUCUUAACUCUCUCGGAACUCAUCCUUCAGUCUCUCCUAGAGUGGAUACCGAUAUGGUACACGGCGAAGCUAAUGUUGGUGGCAUGGUUGGUUUUGCCGCAAUUCAGAGGAGCUGCUUUCAUAUACAACAGAGUCGUGAGGGAACAGUUUAGGAAGUAUGGCAUCCUCAAACCGAAGGUACAGCACCAGACUCAGUGACUAAAAAGAGAAUGCACAGGACACAAAGAGGCUUCAGUGUUGGUUCCUUCAAUUUCUAAUCUUUGAUGCUUUCCUUUUGUCUUUCUUUCCUUUUUAAUUUACGAAAACUGCGUUUACAAGUUGACGAUAUUGAUUGUAAUUUCGUUUUUUAUGAGCCGUCUGCUUGAACCUAUGUGAAAAGAAGUUCACUCUGACGUCAAAAAUAUUAUAUUUAAUAUAUUACUAGUUUAAAUUGUUA
This is a messenger RNA of Raphanus sativus (radish), 846 nucleotides long. Its product is annotated as HVA22-like protein e. Bases 258 to 608 code for a protein of 116 amino acids. The record is from RefSeq and is a predicted model, not a curated record. NCBI's taxonomy places the organism in Eukaryota, Viridiplantae, Streptophyta, Magnoliopsida, Brassicales, Brassicaceae. The transcript has 5 exons.